Molecule: messenger RNA, 357 nt
Organism: Aureococcus anophagefferens
Lineage: Eukaryota; Pelagophyceae; Pelagomonadales; Pelagomonadaceae
Exons: 1
Coding region: 1-357 (118 amino acids)
Source: RefSeq, a predicted model, not a curated record
AUGACCUUCCCCCUCUUCAUCGCCGCCCUCGUCUACAUCCGCACGAAGAUCCUGCCCAAGUACUACGACGCCGCGGUGCUCGAGCUCCUCGACCCCCUCAUCGACCUCGCGCCCGACGACGCCGCGGACCGGUCCCAGCACCCGAGCACGCACAACCUCCUCGCGCUCGAGGCGGAGAUGCGCGCCAUCGAGGGCGAGGCGCGGGCCCUCGAGAGCGCGCGCGCGGCGGCCGCGCUCGCGAUCCGCGAGGCGCGCGCGGCGACGCCGCCCUUCGACGGCGACGACGACGCCAAGGCCAAGCACGACUCGCCCGCGCGCAAGCGCAGCAUCUCGGGCUCGGGCGACGACGCGGCGUAA